AUCACGAUGUUACUGCUCAUUGGCGCAACUGGCGCAGGCUGCACGUGCUUGAUCAAGCCUUCAGAGCACGCCCAAGCCUGCGCAACCCUCAUGGAAAAACUAAUUCCUCGAUACCUUGACUCAGAUGCCUAUGCCGUCUGCCUCGAGGCCGUUGAAGAGACCACACAUUUUCUAUACGGGUAGCGCGACUGUCGGAUGGAUCGUUGCUGAGGCAGCAGCGAAGAGUCCCGCAACCUUUCCGUCUGUCAUCUUGUUGGAAUUAAACAUAAAGUAGUAAAAUAAGAUCGGAGGCACGCUGCCUCAACUGUAAGUAUACCUACCCUACUUGGCAGGUAAAAUAACACCUCCGUGCAAGUGCUCCGGCACAUGGGCCUUGA
This is a messenger RNA of Suillus paluster, 377 nucleotides long. RefSeq lists its product as uncharacterized. Gene Ontology annotation, cellular component: cytoplasm. The record is from RefSeq and is a predicted model, not a curated record. The coding region runs from base 7 to 183 and encodes 58 amino acids. NCBI's taxonomy places the organism in Eukaryota, Fungi, Basidiomycota, Agaricomycetes, Boletales, Suillaceae. Gene Ontology annotation, molecular function: aldehyde dehydrogenase (NAD+) activity. Gene Ontology annotation, biological process: aldehyde metabolic process. The transcript has a single exon.